UGAAGAAAUUGAAAUAUAUGCAAUUGCAAAUUACUUUAAUGCAGGUUUUAUGUAUUGAUUUAUAAAUGUUCUGUAUAUUUACAGCGUUACAGCGAUAGUGCAUAGUUCCCCUGGCUAAUUUAUUUAACUCCCACCUCCAGGGGUGCCGCACACUGACUGACCCUGUGCUGGCACCCCCAAGCUUGCUCUUACCUGCAUAUGUGUCUGUGUGUCUCAUGGAAAGUAAGAUGGGAUAUGUGUAGAGAAGCCUUCCACCGACCUUGUAUUCUUACUUGUACAAAUGGCAGACAGUGAUGCCAAGAAAUAGGAAAUCAGCAGCAACGAAGGACGUAAAGGGGGAUGGUGUCCCCCCUAAGCAGAGGCGAAUGGAGGAGCCCCCCAAAGAUGUUCCUUCACCCCUUAAUUUCGACAGUCCCUCCAGCCUCUUCCAAAGUCUGAUCGCGCCUCUGGGAGUGGAGGAGUUUUUCCGGGAUUACUGGGAGAAGAAGCCGCUGCACCUGCAACGCCGCGACCCGGCCCUGGUGGCCUAUUGCAGCACGCUCUUCCAGCUCUCCGACCUGAAGGGGCUGUGCAGCCGGGGCCUGCAGUACCCUACCGAUGUCAACAUCUGCCACUGUGUCGACGGCAAGAGGAAGCCAGUGGCCAGAAGGGGGCGCGUGAUUUACAGUGAGCUGAAGAAGGAGUUUGACAAGAACAGGGUCACUAUACAGUUCCACCAGCCGCAGCGCUUUAAGGAUGAGCUGUGGAGGAUCCAGGAGCAGUUGGAGUGCUUCUUCAAAUCCUUGGUUGGCUCCAACGUCUACAUAACGCCGCAGGAGUCACAAGGGCUUCCCCCGCAUUACGAUGACAUCGAGGCGUUCGUCCUGCAGCUGGAGGGCGAGAAGCACUGGCGUCUCUACCAGCCCACGGUGCCCCUGGCGUGCGAGUACAGCCUGGAGCAGGAGGAUCGCAUUGGCAGGCCUACCCACGACAUUGUGCUGAAGCCCGGGGAUCUUCUCUAUUUCCCCAGGGGUAUUAUCCACCAGGCAGAUACCCCAGCGGGGGUGGAAUACUCCACCCACCUAACCAUCAGCACCUAUCAGAACAUGUGCGUGAGUACCGUCUCCCAGCAUGCUCGGCCGGACCGCAUGCUGCAGGGCCCUAACUUCUGGCUGCUCCUCCUCCCUCCCUCCCUCCGAUGGCAUCCCAGGUCCUGGGGGGACUUCCUGCUGGAUGUUCUCCCGGGCUUCCUGUUCGACUCCAUGAAGAGUGACGUUGGCUUGAGGGAGGGCAUUCCCAGGGAGCUGCUGACGGGCGGCGCCUCCCGGUGCCCAGACACAGCCAAGCGGCUGUCGGGCCUCUUGCGGCAGCUGGCAGACAGGAUGGAGCUGGGUGGCGAGCUCCGCUCCGCCGAGAUGCAGAGGGACUUUGUGGCCAGUCGGCUGCCACCGUACCUGCAGGAGGGCGAUGACGUCUCACCAGCAGGCAAGAUGCCAGCACUGGAGGACACGGUCUGUAUGCGGUUCAGGGACCAUAUACUGGUGACUGUGGAGCUCAGCCAGGAGAGAACGGAUGAGCCCAGAGAGCUGGUGGUCUUUGUGUUACACUCUCUGAGGAACAGCAGGAAGACGCACAUGAUGGGGGAACAGGAGGAAGACGAGGAUGAUGAAGAGGGACAGACACAGCCUGGCAGCCAAGGCCUGCGCUUCCCCAUCUCCCACCUGCAGGCCCUCCGGCAGCUGCAGAGCACAGAGCGCCUCCCGGUGGCCAGGCUGCAGCUGCAGCUCGACUCAGACAAGCUGAACCUGGCCAUGGCCCUCUGGUCCGAGGGGCUGCUGCACGUGUGCUAGGCGCAGUAAAAUCCCUGCGACUCUGGUGUCAGCCACAUUGCAUGAUGGGAAAUCAUGCAAUAAAACGAAUGUGGAUGAGCUCAGGACCUCUCAGUUUGGGUUUGUGGCACAGUAACAUAUUAAAGACCACAACUAGUACAUAAUGAAUCUACUGCACUGUACUUGAGAGUAGGACUAUCUAUUAUUAACCUAAUUGUAUCAUUUUAAAAAUUACUGCUAAGGUGAAAAACAAAGUGUGCUGUGUUUUGUUUUGUGGUCUUCAGCUACAAAUAAUCACUCCAAAACAA
Paramormyrops kingsleyae is the source of this 2116-nucleotide messenger RNA. NCBI's taxonomy places the organism in Eukaryota, Metazoa, Chordata, Actinopteri, Osteoglossiformes, Mormyridae. The record is from RefSeq and is a predicted model, not a curated record.